AUGCCGGCUGCCGAUAUCUCGCCUUCAACAACCAGUUUCAAGAGAGUCUCUUCCGUUCCUAGUCAUAUGAAAAUCUUUCCCGAGUCGAGCUUUUUCAAACAAAGGCGUGCGCCUGCGCUUCCUACGCCAGCUGAGGUCAGGGCCCAGAACGAAGAGUCGGAUGGUACGCACGUCACAAGCUUCGAUCGCCCGCCAUCCGUUAUAUUUUCUUCGUUAGGAUUGUUUGUCAAAUACGGUGGCGAUGUCACGAUUAUCGAGGCUCAAACACAGAAGAUGGUGUAUGAGAAAUUACAAGGCAAAGUGCCCGUGCCCGAGAUCUUUGGCUGGGCGGAGGAUGAGGAGCAGAGGUUUAUCUACAUGUCCUUGAUAGAGGGCGCGACUUUGCAAGACAGGUGGUGCGACUUGAAUGAAGAUGAGAGGCGCGCUGUUUGUGAUGAACUUAGCACCAUGGUAAAAGCCCUGCGUACUUUGGAACAAGACACUGGCAGGAGUGAUCGAUUUGUCGGUGAGUGGAACUGUACCGAUCCUGGUUUGCAAACCAUAGUAGCGGCCCCCCGCCGCACCCUAACCCUUAGAACUAUAGAGUAG
Messenger RNA from Colletotrichum paranaense, 588 nucleotides. RefSeq names its product phosphotransferase enzyme family protein. Bases 1 to 588 code for a protein of 195 amino acids. The transcript has 2 exons. The record is from RefSeq and is a predicted model, not a curated record. NCBI's taxonomy places the organism in Eukaryota, Fungi, Ascomycota, Sordariomycetes, Glomerellales, Glomerellaceae.